GUCAGCAAUGCGCAUGUGCUCUCGUAGACCCUCUGUAUAAGACGAAACAACGCUGCUCGUCGGAGAAACUGCUUGUGGUAGUCGAGGCUUGCGUCGAGGCCAAAGGAGGAUAAGAUAAGAUGCGGCUGCAAAUGACGGGUUGUACGCACACGUGGAGGGGAAGCGAGUCACCCUUAAAUAGUGCGCUCGCCUCCUUUUGACCACAACUCUCAUCAUUGUGAACAUGGUGGCCCAUGAAUCCCACCCUUCAAGCAUUUCCGAGCUUGAGACCUUAUCUGACUCUGACUGGCUUGAUAUACCCAGUAGCCGUGCAUCAGACAACGAUUCAGUCAUAGAUUUUGACAAUUACAGCGAUCGUGAAGGCAUCGAUAGGCCGUCCUCACGACGGUCCUUCACCAGCCUUGCGAGCUCUCGCGAAGGCGUUGUUGAAGGAUGGGAGGGUUUGAUUGAAGACAGUGCUGAUGAAGCUCCUCCAAACGAUUGUGAUCCCUUCGUUGACCCCAUCACCUCUGCAGAGAUCACACCUGACGACGUCCAUCCAACUACUACAGUCGAGGAUGACACUGAAGAUGAACGCGUCAAGGCUGCAUUAGAUCAGAGCAUGAUGAGCACACUUAGUUCCUCCCGCUCUAACUCGCUUUCCGGGUCUAUGCAGACCUCGGUCAUUCGAUCCACUCGCGAUCUGAGGUUGUCGUUCCCCGACCCUCUUACGAGCUCGCGAGAACAAUUAUCCAAUACGUCUUACGAAGAUCUUACUUCGAGCCCGCGCGCACUACCCGCGGAAGCAGACGACGCGUCUUCGAUUGGUGAUGUUGUUGAUCCGGGUCCUUCUGCCACACCCGAGGUCACACUGAACCUGAUUCAAACCAAACCUCACAGCGAUGUUCCUUCUGCAAUCACCCCCGAUUUCUCUAUUGUACUUUAUGGCUUCUCAGGAUUAACCAAGGCUUCCCUCGUCAAUUCCUUGCUCGAGAAAUGGGCAUCUGCCUCCGGCCUUAGACUCGCAUGCAGUCUGACGCAUGCUCCGGGAGUUACUACACAAAUCUUUAUCACCCAUAGCGACUACGAUGAAGUUUCACCUACGCGUCGAUAUAUUUCUGUGAUUGACAAGACUGGAUUUGACAACUCGUGCAGUUCGACGGAAUCUAGUCAAUUGGCUUGCCCGUCCUUAGCCAUCGUCUUUUUACCCACUUUCUCUUCAGAUUUGACUUUACCAGAGCAUACGCUCUAUCUUCCUAUCGUCCUGCCCAAUCCGCUUGCCACGGUCGAUGUAUUUGCAUCUACGGAUUAUCUGCUUGACGCCGAACAACAAUGGGAUUCUUGCGGGGUAUCAUCUGGCAAAUUGACUAGUUUGAGCGAAUGGUCGAUGCCGGUCGUGGACCACGAGAAGAUCGAGCAAGCUAGCCCGGAACGUAUUCACCAGGCUCUUCAGCCUCUUCUAUCCCGAGCAACAAAGAAGACACGAGUCGCCCUUAAUCGUCAGACGAUAAUACUUGCCAUGAUAUCUCUCGUGCUCGGUUAUGUUGUUCAUCACUCUUUCCAGCAACCUUCAUAUACUCCUGCGGUUCACAUAAGUGGCAAGAAUGGGUCCGGGACGCCAGGGUCACUGCCAUCCCCACCUUCCGCCAUGAACCAAUCUCGUAUUACGGUUAUCGUAACGCCAUCUAUCCCUGCUAUCGCAAUUUCGUCGCAGAGUAAGCUCGAGGUAGCAGUGUUCAAUCCUCCAUCCACCGUGGCAUCCACUUCAUCGGCGACUCAUUCUACUGUCACUUCUGCAACUUCCGAUCAUACACAGGUAUCUUCUAUCGCACCAACGGAAUGCAACUGCGGAUGUGGAAUGGUCUCUUGGCCAGGCAAAAUGCCAUCAACAGACCUCAUGGUCCGUCCGUCGACGCCUGCGCCCGCAUUAAUUACAGACGCUCGUUCCAAGGGAGUAUUUGGUUUCGUUAACAAUUGUAUACGAGGUACUAAGGGUAAGGGCAAGGCUACUACCAUCCAGUUUGGACAAGAGGAUAAGUCGCUUUACGCUUUGAGCACUCGCAUAGCCGGUUCCAUUUCCGAAUAUUUCGGCCACUACGACUUCCAUCCUGUCACCAAGGCUGUUCGCAAGGAUGUGCAAGAGCUCCUGGAUGCUCUUGAUCAUCUCGCAGACGUUAUCAGUCGUCAGACAUCUGUUCUUUGGGAGCAGUCUCGAGGCACAAUAGCUUUACUCCGAGACGAAUUUCAAUACCGGAACGGUCAUGCGAAGGAAAGAUCAAAGCAAUUAAAGGAGAUGGGGGAGCGACUCUUGUGUACUGUUGGAGAGACCAUCAAGACUCGGUCAGAUAUUGCCAAGGAGAGAGCACUGGCAAUUAGGGACCGUUGGGCGAGAACUGAGUUAGGGGAGAGGAUCAAGGUGGCUGGGCUAGGUGAUAGUAUGAGAGCGCGGCGUAUCAGGAGGAAGGAAAGGCGUCAGCAGAAGAAAGACAUGCGUGAGGAGAAGCGGGCUCUCCGUGCUUUCAUUCGCUAGAGAACCGCCUUCAUAUUCCAUAGGUCAAGUAAUUAUCGUCGUUUUGGACACUUUUGUUUUGUACCGCUACUCUUCACUUCUGGUAGAUGUGCCAGCAAUUUGUAUAAUUAUGAAGCAAUCACCGUGUAUUGUAUUUAUGUUGCGUGUGGGAUCUAUCAGAUAAAUGUAUAUGUUACAACAGUCUUAUGAAUACGAAUACAAUGAUGCAUCUCAAGAAAGUGGUCCGAACUGUAGCUAAGAUGAUGUUCAACUGCAAAGAUUGGGGUAUAACCUUUCUGUCGGAUCCUGAGGAAUCCAGCCUCCUUCAAGUCCGCGCUGGUAACUCCAGUCAUCAGCAUUCUCUACCUUCCAGGUCCAGAAGACCCAUCCCUGCACGGCCUCGCCGAUAUUGACUUGCGCCUCCCAAU
Somion occarium is the source of this 2916-nucleotide messenger RNA. The record is from the annotation of a GenBank genome assembly. Lineage: Eukaryota; Fungi; Basidiomycota; Agaricomycetes; Polyporales; Cerrenaceae.